GAGCGGGGCGGGGAGAUGGAUAAACUGACCAUCAUGUCAGGAUGUCUCUUUCUGGCCGCCGAUAUCUUCGCCAUCGCCAGCAUCGCCAACCCGGACUGGAUCAACACCGGGGAGUCGGCGGGAGCACUCACUGUGGGCCUAGUGCGACAGUGUCAAACCAUCCAUGGACGAGACCGGACCUGCAUCCCUCCCCGACUUCCCCCAGAGUGGGUCACCACUCUGUUUUUUAUCAUCAUGGGAAUCAUUUCAUUGACUGUCACAUGUGGUUUGCUGGUGGCCUCCCACUGGCGAAGAGAAGCUACAAAAUAUGCUCGAUGGAUAGCAUUCACUGGAAUGAUCCUUUUCUGUAUGGCUGCCCUAAUAUUUCCAAUAGGAUUUUACAUCAAUGAAGUCGGAGGUCAACCUUAUAAAUUACCCAACAACACAGUAGUUGGGUCAUCAUAUGUACUUUUUGUCUUAUCAAUCUUCUUUACAAUAGUAGGACUUCUUUUUGCUGGCAAAGUUUGUUUACCAGGCUGAGGAAUGUCUAAACUGCUCAACUCUCUUUAUUUUUUAUUUUUAUGUUUAGAGGGUGGGAGGAAACAGACAAGGGGUCUGAGCAGUCCUGUCAUAGGAAGAUGCUUAGAUGAAACUGAUGCUGAAAAGAAAAUGCUUUGAUUUGUUCUCACUAUGCACUUUGGAUUUUAAAAAAAAUGAGAGCCUUUUCCAUAACCAAAUACAAUAGUGACUAAAUCUCCUGAGCAUAUUCAGGCAGGCAGUCUGCACUGUGAUAGCAACCUAGUGAAGGAGAGUGCUUUAUAUGGAAAGCAUGUGGCCCUUUGUGACUCUGUUACUCUGUUAAUGUCUAAUGAUUCAUUUGAGGAAAAAAAAAGUCUUAAGUAUUUAUGAGUCAUGGUGGACCAGAGGGAUGCAAGAGAAGUUCAUGUGGGGCUGGCCUCACCUCCUAAGAGAUUAUGUUCACAGCUUCCUUGUGAUGUCUAUGAGCCUUUGGCACCAGAACGGUUUACCGUUGCAUUACUGCACCAAGAAGCCAAUAGAUCAAACCACGUUUGCUGAGAUGUAUGUAAAAAUUCCCAAACUCCCUGAUCUCUGUGUACAAAAGAAAAAAAAAUCAAACACUAAAAAACAUGUUUUGGGUGGGUGGGGGAAAUCUUCCUUAUAUUUAUAUAAAUAUAUAUAAUAUAUAUAUUUUGCUGAUGCAGUAUACAGUGUGUAUAUAUGUGUGUGUGUGUGUAUGUGUGUAUACAUUUAUAUAUGCACACAUGCAAACAGUUCCUGGAAGAGAAUUCUGAAUGCUUUGCUAGCAAAACACUGUGGUGUGCAAACCUAGAACUCAGUAGAAAAAAAGCCAUUUAUCUGAAGGCUGCAGAGUGGAGAAAGUCUUCAGUUUACCUCAUUCUUUGUAGCAGCCCUUGAUUUUAACAGGUUUUUGUAAUAGGUACAAAUAAUCCCAUACCUUUCUAGGUGCAAUAUUAAGUUAAGCUAAAAAUUCUUUCUAGGUUUAAUUUAUUUGUAUAUGAUAGUAUCAGGUAAGAUCUUAUCAUUUGGGGAAUCUGACACUAUUUAAAUUAUUGGCAACUGUUGUCUAUUGUACAGAGAUUCGUUUUUCUACUGGCUCAGUCUCUUACAUUGAUAAUGCAUUUUAUAUGUUCAAGCACACAAUUUUACAUAAAUACAAAGUUCACUAGCAAAUGUCUGGCUGUUUUGGCUAUUUACAACACUAAUUUCAAUCUCCCAUAAAAUUAAAUUUUAUUUUUAAGCAUUAUUAAUAUAUCUUUACCAAACACUUGAGCAAUAUAGUAUUUUCUUUAUAUGCUACAUGCCUUUGUUUGCUAAAAGCUAGCAAUUUUGCAUUUACUUCGAGGGGUUUUAUGAAAUCCACAGCUUUAAGUUUUAUUCUAGAGGAAGCAUUGCAGCUAACCCUUGAACUCAUAAGCAGUUUUAAGACACAGUAUUUCUCUUCUCCACAUUUCCAUGCCUUCAUGUCAACACCUAGAUUGUUCCUGGUAAACACUAUAUGUAGCCUUCUGUUAUUGAGCAGGAGGGUGUUUCAUAUAGCAGGGGGGCUAAGUCUGCUCUCUUUAGAGUGAAUGGCAAUCCAGAUACCCUUGUUAGUCAGCAGAGUCUGAGUCCCAUGUAGCCCGUGCUUCACACAAGCAGAAAAGAAUGCACUGUUUUUAAAGCAGCUUGAUUAUUCAUCACAGGACAGUUACUUCAGAGAUGGGGCUGCCUCCUCAGAGGCAUUCUAGAAUGGAGAAGCUUGGUUGAUCUCACACUGGCUUGUUUGAUAUUCUUCUAUCUUACUGUUAAUUCCACAGUAUUAAAUUGUGAAUGAAAACUCCAGUGUUUGGCUCCCACGGGAAUCAUGGAGGAGUUGGGCCACCCCUGUGAUUCACUCCUCGUGUUCUAGGGGAAGUUCAUACCUUUCCUUCCACCUGUGUGAGAAGCCUUUAGUAAACUUGAGGAAGGCCAUUUUCUGCCAAGUAUUAUGAUGUCUAAUCAUUUCUGAAGUCAUCACCAGACAUGUUCUGUGGACAUUUGGGAUAUGGCUCCCAUUUUGAUUUGAUUAGUCCUCAGUCAAAUGGAUCACUUUGAAGGAAAGCUUUGGUUGUUGGCAUUAUACCACUGAAAUAAAGUGUUAGCAAAGUAUGGUUCAGAUUAAUUAAUGAUAUGACCAAGAGCUGUUCUCUUUCACAAGAUGGAUUUUAUUGUAAAUAGUUUCUCAAAGUCUUUUUAACUGGAUCAUGAGCAUGGGGAAAGAAAGUCUCUUAGCUGCUAAGAAUCCCCACCAUUGGCUUCUCUCACUUACAGUGGUUUGCAUAUAAGAUUACAGGAUUUAAGGUUUUAUUUUUAUCUAUUACCCAAACCAUUAAAUCAUCUUUAAUUUCAUCAUUGUCUUGGAGAUCUAGUGCAUGAGGAGCUGACUGGGGGGAAAGUCCCUCUAGCCACACAGCACUCAAGCCCGGGACUAAGACCAUCCCAUCCAGUAGUAUAUGAAGUCCAGUCCUGUCACUCUUCCAGACCAAACAUGGAAAUGGACUCAUCUGUGUAAUUUCUCCAAGUCCUGUAAGUGAAAGAUAACCAAUGUCAGCAGUUGCUUUUUUUAAAGGUCACUAUAAGUACUAUAUAGUACAGUAUUAAUUUAUGCAGGAAAUCAUAUCUUGUAAAAUGUAUAAAAAACACUUUUAUGGUGCAAUCAUUUGUCAAACUUUCGUCUGUUACAUUGUUUUUAGAAUGUGCAUCUCAUGCCUAAGAAUAUCACUGCAAAAUCUGCUGAAAACUCUAUGUUUUAUUUGCACAAGACUGAAUUAGUUUGAGUUUUUUGGAAGCUCUAUUGAACAUGCCUAAACAUCUGUAAACAUAAAAAUCUUCAAUCCAUUAAAAGCAAACAUUUCAGUAUGAUUCUUUCCAAAGGUAAUCCAUGUUCUGUGUUGUUAGUGUGUGGAUGUAAUGUUUCUGGAUCUUCCAUCUCUUACAAACUUAUUUUCUGUUUCAUCUGAUUUACUUUUGAAGGAUGCCUUUUUUCCCUUCUUAAUGUUCUAGAUGACCAAAACACUGCUUUGGUUUUACCCAUUUGCCUAAAGCUUUGAUAUUUCACUUGAUGUUCUGUGAGUUCACUGUCUAACCUCUCCAGUGAAAUAAUAAAUAGUCCUGGUGACAAUCUCUUGAUUUAGAGGAAAGACCCUGAAAAAACUGUUGAAAACUAACCUUGGAUGUAUUCUUAGCUAUUAUUUUGCAUCAUGGGCUUCAUGCGAAGAACAGGUUGCAUUUAUUUUUGUCUUUAUUAAAAGACUACUAGCCACAGUUAUUCUGAUUAUAGUGAUUAUCAACCCACUUUGAUCUUCUUUUAAAAAAUUAAAUUCACAUUCACAAUUCAAAACAGUAAGUUGUCUUUCAGAAAAUUUUUGAAGGAUAAAAAUAUAUGAAGGAAAAAGGUGGCCUGUGUAGAUAGAAUUACCCACACAGGGCUUUUAGUUUUAUCGCUUACGAAGGUUUUCAGGUUUGUGAUCAAGGUCUGUAUAUUAUCUCAAACUUUAUUAAAAAUUGUUUUCUAAUUGGUUAUAACAUUUUUUCAAUUAAUAGUUUCAAAACAAAUUGUUAAUACAACUGUAUAAAAUGAACAUAAUUUUCUUCACUUGUAUUUUUGUUAUUGAGCAAGUUUAUCAAAAUAAAUUGUCUACUAAAGAAACUAA
Molecule: messenger RNA, 4193 nt
Organism: Nannospalax galili (Upper Galilee mountains blind mole rat)
Lineage: Eukaryota; Metazoa; Chordata; Mammalia; Rodentia; Spalacidae
Gene: Mosmo
Product: modulator of smoothened
Exons: 3
Coding region: 16-519 (167 amino acids)
Biological process (GO): negative regulation of smoothened signaling pathway
Cellular component (GO): ciliary membrane; Golgi apparatus
Source: RefSeq, a predicted model, not a curated record